CAUGGAUACUAAUUAGACAUGCGUAUGCUUGUGUAGAUCGAUGGAUAUUAUACAUAUAUAAAGAGUUGAUGUCUGCUGUGCUGUUUUGUCAUUCAUUCGCCAUCCAUCAUCUCUCAUCUCGACCGCCUUCGACAGCAUCUAUCCAUCCAUCCAUCCAUCCAUCCAUCCAUCCAUCCAUCCAUCCAUCCAUCCAUCCAUUCAUCCAUCCAACCAACACCACCACCCACUCACACCCACUCACACCCUCCAAAAACCCAAUACCUUCACAAUGAAGACCUCAAUCCUCGCCCUCGCCGCCCUGGCAUCCCUCGGCUCCUCGCAGAGCUUCCCGGACAUCCCAUCAUGCGCUAGCGGCUGCCUCGCCACCACCGUCGCCAUGGACGGCUGCGUCGGCCUCUCAAACUUCGGCUGCCACUGCGACAAGCCCGACCUGAUCCCCAAAUUCCUUCCCUGCGUGCAGGCCGCCUGCAGCGACGAAGACGAACAGCGCACCCUGUCCGCCGUGCGCGGCGCCUGCGCCGACGCCGGCCACCCCAUCGCGGACGACAAGCCGUCCUCUGCCCCGGCACCCAGCUCGGCCGCGCACUCGUCCGCGCCGCCGCCAGCAGCGAGCACUGGGCCACACAGCUCGGCGCCGCACAGCUCGGUGGCGACUACGGCUGCGCCGACGACGGGUGCGGGAUCGGAGCCGACUACCUCUUCUUCGUCGUCGUCGUCUUCGUCUUCUUCGGCGGCGACUACUGGGGCGACGGGUGCGGCUGCUGUGCCGACUGCCAUGGGUGGUUUGGCGGCUGCGGCUUUGGUUGCUGGUGCUGCGGCGCUUUUGUGA
Molecule: messenger RNA, 829 nt
Organism: Pseudovirgaria hyperparasitica
Lineage: Eukaryota; Fungi; Ascomycota; Dothideomycetes; Acrospermales; Acrospermaceae
Exons: 2
Coding region: 269-829 (186 amino acids)
Source: RefSeq, a predicted model, not a curated record